This is a messenger RNA of Cyprinodon tularosa, 976 nucleotides long. It is a transcript of the gene fam167ab, whose product is annotated as family with sequence similarity 167 member Ab. The coding region runs from base 115 to 747 and encodes 210 amino acids. NCBI's taxonomy places the organism in Eukaryota, Metazoa, Chordata, Actinopteri, Cyprinodontiformes, Cyprinodontidae. The record is from RefSeq and is a predicted model, not a curated record. The transcript has 3 exons.
GCCCCGCCCCUCCUCCGGUAGCUUCAGCUUCAGCUGCACCCUGAGCUGCAGGGCGAACAGGUUGAAAGAUGACUAGUUGAGAGCGGCUUUUCGCAGUUUUUAACAAGCAGUCUGAUGAUGGAUGCAGGAUCAUCUCCAGAGAUCAUGGUAAAUACACCCUGUGUUCUGGAGGAAGCAAACUGUGGGAACAGUGUGGACAUUCUUGGGGAUGACCAUCUAAUGACGUUAAAGGCUUUGACUGAAAAAUUAAGACUGGAGACUAGGAGGCCUUCUUAUUUGGAGUGGAAGGCCCGACUGGACGCAGAAAACUUUAAAGAGUCACCGACUGGAAAAUACCGGCUUCAGAAGGAGCACGAAGGGGAACCAGUCACGUACAUUGAGACUGCAGCUGACACAGAAAAAAGUCAGCAAAAGCAGGCCUCGGGUGGGCUGAAGGGGUUUAAAAGCAUCGACGAAGCUCUCGCUUGGCUCAGGAGAGAGCUGACAGAUAUGCGCUCGCAGGACCAGCAGUUGGCUAGACAACUGAUUCGACUCCGGAGUGACAUUAACAUGCUGAAGAUCGAGCAGACGUGUCACCUGCAUCGCCGCAUGCUCAACGACGCCACCCUCAGCCUUGAAGAAAAGGACGAGCUGUCCGACCUGCUGUGCGAGUGCCCCAUCACCCCAGGACUUGGGCUCUCAGCCCCACUGAGACUCAUGGGGGUCACUAAGAUGAACAUUAACGCUAGAAGGUUCUCGCUGUGCUAGCAGGAGCUUUUUGCAACAAAAAACUAAAAGUAAUCAUUGAAAAUCUCUAUGGGACCAAGCUUGUUUUGUGUAACAAGAAAAUACGACAAAAGUUAAAUAAAAAUGUAUAGUGUCAAAGUCCUUGCAAAUGUGUUAAAGCACAGAGAUGUAUAGAAGCGCCUAUUUUUUUGCGUAUUCAAAUAGAAAAAAAAGUAAUAUGCAAUAUGAACCUUAAUAAACUUUAUCUGCU